UGUGCUUAGCACAUUCUCCGAGAGUAUUUUCAUUGUAGACACAGUGUCGUGCGGACGUGCGUUUGAAACUGUCGCUCGCAUAUAAUGCAACCUCCGCAACGUCGUCCUUUUUAAAUGAAUUUGUGUUCAGUCAUUAAAAAUAAGUAGCUUGAAUAAAUAAUAUAAAAGGCACACAUGAAUUCUAGAAGAUAAUUCGUGAUAAACCACUGCCACCUUUCAGUUCAGUGAUCUUUUAAUAUAGUGGUCCUUAAAAAUGGAUGAGGCUUUCGCGCAUUUGGAGAGUGAUGAGAAGAAGUGCAAGAAGGGUUUAGUAGCCCCGGACGGGGGCUGGGGAUACGUGGUUGGUCUUGGGGUUGGAUUUACCUUCAUGUUGGGUUUCGGGUCUUCCAACGCGUUCGGCAUAUUGUUUCACAACUUCUUUGUGGAGCAGGGCAGCGGUAGUGGCCUGCCACUUGUCAUAGGAGUUUACAAUGGAGCUCUUUCUAUUUCUGGUUUCCUGGGCGGGAUAGCUUUGAAGCGAUAUUCUUUUCGUCAGGUGGGCCUCGUUGGAGCAGGAUUGUUUGUGCUCGGAGACGCGCUCACAAUCUUCGUUCAGAAGACUUAUCAGUUGGUCUUCACAUUCGGAGUUAUUAGAGGAGCCGGAUUCGGAAUGAUGAUCCCAGUCAGUUUUACGGCCUUUAAUUGCUAUUUCACCAAGAAACGGACGGCAAUGAUGAGCGCCAAUCAAGCAAUGAGCAGUUUAGCCUCUAUUACCUUCCCGAUGUUGGUGACGUACCUUCUGUCGGAGUAUGGUCUAAGAUGGACCCUCGCUUUAAUCAUGGCAGUUGAUCUACACUUGGUGUUUGCUAUGCUAGUCAUGCAUCCUGUUGAAUGGCAUAUGAUUAGAUCUGACGAAGUUAUUGAAAAAGAGUUAUGUGAUAUAAAUAGUAUUAAAAAGAAAAGUAUAGACAGUUUCGAUGAGUUCUCCGUGCGAAUGCUACCCGGUGGUGAAGAGGACGUGGAAAUAAAAAGUAUUAAGAGAAGAAAAAAGGAGUCUAGAACAAUUAAUUUCGUAAAGAUUGUGUGUGAAAAUGUAGAAUUGGACUUGUUGAAGGACCCUAAAUUCGUCAGCACUUUAGUUGGACUCGGGUUUGCCUUUGUGUCUGAUGUUACAUACUUAGCUAUGGAACCAAUGCUACUUUUCUCGUAUGGAUUUUCUAAGAUACAAGUAGCGACGUGCGUUAUGGUCGGGGCUGUAUCAGAUUUAGUCGCAAGAUUAGUGCUUGCUGUUGUCACUUACUUCUUUGUAGUCGACAGUCGGCUGAUUUUCUUCGUGGGCACGUGUGUAACCGUCUUCCUAAGAAUAGCCUUGGUGACGUCAAGCUCGAUGUGGUUUGUUUUCGCCAUUACUGCUGUAUCUGGUCUCGUGAGGUGCUCCGUCCAGGUGUUGUUUCCCCUUGUGCUGGUCACUGCGGCGCCGGAUAGGUUCCCAGCGGCACUGGCACUACACAUAUUGUUCUCUGGAACACUUAUGAUGUUGGCUGAUCCUAUGAUUGGUGUACUAUAUGAAACUACAGGGAGUUAUGUGUACUGUUUCUUCGCAAUGAGUUUCUGCUGCCUAGUGUGUGUUGUACUAUGGACUAUUGAAUUUAUAGUGUAUCGUAAGGGUAAGAGUAGACCUUAAAUAUAAAAUUAGUAGAACUUCCAAGUACUAUUGUAAUUGUGCCGUAAGUCUUAAACGUUUUGAAAGAAGGCCCAAAAGUGAUAUGCCAUUUGUAAAAAUUGAAAUCUUUUUAAUAACCAGAUUUCUUUCUAGUUAAAAAAUUACAAAUUUCGAUGGGAAAGUUCCUUCACAAUAAUUGUUUUAAGAUGUGAGUGAAACUGCGGGCAGGAGUUAGUUGAUUUGUAGUUUAACAAUUAAUCUUUGAGAUAAAAUGUUGAGUAACUUUAUAGUUUUAUCAGUGUGUGAAGUUCCUUCGUCUUACAGUUAGUAUUUGUGGUAUAUGAUAAGGUACAAAAGGGAUUUUUGUAAGUGUAUAGUAAAGCCUAUUUCAUAUAAGAAAUGAUAAUAAUAUGCGUUAAUUCUAUUUUCGUACUUGUUACCAACCCGUGCUAUUUGUGCUAAUAUCCUUUUAUCUCAUGUAACCGUAGAUUAAGGUUCCAUAGGGUAAACGAAAUGACGAAUUUAUUACAAACUUUUUUAUGAAAUUCCCAGAUAGGGAAGGAACGCGAGUAGUUAAGUAAUUACCAAAGAUAAUUUUAUAUAAUAAACUCUUAUGUACCCUGUAUUGUUUUCAUAUUUGAUAUUCUAAUUCCAUUUAUAAUUGUUAUUUCAUAUGUAUUCUGUUUAACAAUUUUAUAUGCGCGUUACUGAGUAUAUAGUAUUGUAAGUAUGUAAUGUGAAAAAAGAAACAUUUUGAUGAAUACUGAUAAGGAGGACCGUCUCUUGUGAAUUAAAAUAAGCGUAUUUCUUUUAGGCAGUAGACCUUUAAAGGCAUAGUAAAUAUGGCAAGGCCAAUACAGUGCAUUCGGAUGAAAUAAAAUAAUUUAUGACGUUCAUAUUAUUUGAUUCCGCAAUAUAGAUUUAUUACUGACUUAACAGGAAGGCGAUACCAUAUACAUGCCAUUGUAUGACAUCGCCUCUAUUAAUUUUAUUUUUGUACAAAAAUGUAAAUUAAACUAUUUAAUUUUUAUCUUUAUAAUUUUUAAAUUAUAAAAAUGAAUUUAAAUACUGUAAUUUAUAUGAAAUUGAUUUAUUUUUUAUUAAAUAGAAUGAGUGACUUGAAGGUCAAGACUUUAUUCUGAUUUCCUUAUACCUUGUAAAUAUACCUAAUUGUGUCUAAGUAUUUUUUUUGUAUUAUUUUUCCAAUUACACGACAGGUUCCUAACGGCCUGUUAUAGGGGAUGUAUUGCGGGCAGAAAUUAAACAAACGUUAUUUUU
Molecule: messenger RNA, 2920 nt
Organism: Helicoverpa armigera (cotton bollworm)
Lineage: Eukaryota; Metazoa; Arthropoda; Insecta; Lepidoptera; Noctuidae
Product: monocarboxylate transporter 9
Exons: 9
Coding region: 254-1663 (469 amino acids)
Biological process (GO): transmembrane transport
Cellular component (GO): membrane
Molecular function (GO): monocarboxylic acid transmembrane transporter activity
Source: RefSeq, a predicted model, not a curated record